AAUGUAGCCAACCUCGCAUUUCUUUCUCAUUCAAAACGUACAUAUUUCAACUAACAGGCAAUUAAUCAGACAAAUUAAGGCCGAUCGAUCAAGAUGAGUCAAACUUACGAGGAUUUCGAGCCAGCCAGCGAGUGGGUACGUGAGGAAGAUUGCGACACUCUUGUUGUCUAUCUGGGCGGUUUUAAGAAGGAGCAACUGAGGGCUCAAUUAACGACACCAAGAAACCUGGUUGUCAGCGGGGAACGGCCACUUGGAAAAAACAAAUGGAGGCGUUUUCAGAAAGUGGUCACCAUUUCAGAAAAUUGUGACACUGACAAAAUUACCGCAAAGUUUGAGGAUAGCGUACUGACUAUUAAACAGCCAAAACUGAUCACUCCAAAACAAAAACAAGAUCAAGAAAAGCCCAUCACUACUACUACUGCAUUAGCUCCAAAACCACCUCAAAAUCUCCAGCCGCCACAACCACAACCACCUCAAAACAAUGUUCAACAACCACAACCACAACCACCUCCACCUCCACCUCCUCCUCAAAAGAGUGUUCAACAACAACCUCAAGCUAGGAAUAUUGAUGAUCAAGAAGCUGCCUUCAAAAAGGCCGAUAUGGCUAACCAGGAAAAUGAGAAGACUGAUGAUGGGUUAGCAAAGCCUAAAACUGUUAAUGUUCCUGAUCAGAAGCUGCAGCAGGCACAAGAAAAGGACAAUAAUAUUGGCGAUGGAAAGAUUAGGUCAGAGAGGGAAAAGUCGUCGUCCUCCUUGUUGUCCUCUGAUGAUAAAAAUGUUGAUAAAGAGAAGGAAAAAAUUAGUCCUGAAAAAACAUCAAGUACUGAGAAACGUGAAGUUCUCAGUACUACUACACGCAAACAAGUUGAUGGUGGUCUAGAGAAUCCGCUGAAGAUACCAAAGCAGUUGAUGAACUUGGUUCUGGUUCUUCUAUGUGUUAUUGUACUAGGGCUUUAUUUUUCCAAUUCAAUUUGGUCCUACAAGAAACCUGAAAAUUGAAUUGUGUAAUUAAUGUACUUUGCUAACUAUCAUCAUCACGUUGUUUUCCAAUGAAAAAUAAAAAGUGAAUAAAGGGAGUUACAUGGUUUGAUCAA
Cornus florida is the source of this 1094-nucleotide messenger RNA. Its product is annotated as inactive protein RESTRICTED TEV MOVEMENT 2-like. The transcript has 2 exons. The coding region runs from base 94 to 999 and encodes 301 amino acids. Lineage: Eukaryota; Viridiplantae; Streptophyta; Magnoliopsida; Cornales; Cornaceae. The record is from RefSeq and is a predicted model, not a curated record.